UAUUAUAUUAUAUUUAUUAUACGAUCAAAAUGAAAACGAAGCUCGCAUGAAUCAAUUGUAUAUUAUUUAUGAUUAUGAUUUAAAAUGAAAUUAUAUAUAAUAUAAUUUAAAUUUAUAUCACGAUUUAUAGUAUUUCAAAAUUAUGACAAAGCAAGCCUAAGAAAUGGCGAAGAAUUAAGAGAAAAAUUUGAUCCUACUGGUUAGAAUUUUCGUUCUUAUGAAGAAAUUUCUUCAAAUUUAGUUCUAUGUUUCAACUAUUAGAUCAAUAUUUUAUAGAACAUCAACAUAUUCGAUACAAUCCUUUAAAGGGAGAAUGGGUAUUAGUAUCACCACAUCGAAUGAAACGACCAUGGGGAGGACAAAUUGAAUCAAAUGUAGAAGAAGAUCUUCCAGAUUAUGACCCUAAUAAUCCACUUUGUCCAGGCAAUAUUAGAGCUAGUGGACAGAUAACUCCAAUAUAUGAAAAUACAUAUUCAUUCAUUAAUGACUUUCCUGCAUUAUUGGAAUCAGUUCCCAGCCCAUCAAAAUCAGAAGAUGAAUUAUUUCAAAUGGAUGCUGCUAGAGGUAUUUGUAAAGUAAUGUGUUUUCAUCCAAAAUCAAAUGUAACAAUAGCACUUAUGAAAAUUUCUGAAAUUAAAGAAGUGAUUAAAAGAUGGAUUUUUGAAAUGCUUGAGUUGGGAGAAAAAUGGACUUGGGUACAAAUAUUUGAAAAUCGUGGUGCUUUAAUGGGAUGUAGCAAUGCUCAUCCUCAUUGUCAAAUUUGGGCUAGUUCAUUUUUACCAAAUGAAGCUAAAAUAAAGGAUAGAUUUCUCAGUGAUUAUUAUAAUCGCAAUAAGAAACCACUUCUUAUAGAUUAUGUGCAAAAAGAGCUUUUUAAAAAGGAACGCAUUGUAUUAGAUAAUCGAGAUUGGGUAGUUUUAGUACCAUUUUGGGCAAUAUGGCCUUAUGAAACUAUGGUAUUACCCAAAAAACAAAUAUCUAGAAUGCAAGAUUUAACAGAAAGUCAACAAGAAUCAUUAGCUGUUAUUAUGAAAAUUUUAUGUACUAAAUAUGAUAAUUUAUUCCAUUGUUCAUUUCCCUAUUCUAUGGGUUGGCAUGGUGCACCAACUGGUCCAUAUGUAAAACAAGAUUAUCCUUACUGGACAUUUCAUGGAAUUUAUUUACCUCCUUUGUUGCGUUCAGCUACUGUAAAAAAACAUAUGGUUGGAUAUGAACUUCUUGCACAAGCCCAAAGAGAUUUAACACCAGAACGAGCAGCAGAAAAAUUAAGAACUUUAUCAGAUUCUCAUUAUAAACAUCCAGAAACAAGUUUAACUAAUUGUGAAAUAGAAAAAUAUUCUAAAUAAAUCAAUUCACAUUUUAUAUAUAACUAUAUAUUUUUAUAAAUAUAUAUGUUAUUCAUAUAUAUAUUAUUUAUAAAAGUGUAAUAUUGAACAUUACUUAAUUAUACAUAUAUUAAUUAUAUGAAUAAAAAUCAAUGGAUAUUGUAAUAA
Messenger RNA from Apis cerana (Asiatic honeybee), 1493 nucleotides. RefSeq names its product putative galactose-1-phosphate uridylyltransferase. Gene Ontology annotation, cellular component: cytoplasm. Lineage: Eukaryota; Metazoa; Arthropoda; Insecta; Hymenoptera; Apidae. Gene Ontology annotation, molecular function: zinc ion binding; UDP-glucose:hexose-1-phosphate uridylyltransferase activity. The record is from RefSeq and is a predicted model, not a curated record. Gene Ontology annotation, biological process: beta-D-galactose catabolic process via UDP-galactose, Leloir pathway.